AUGCCCGCUGUCCAUGAGGAUCUGGCCUCCGCGGUAUUCCCUACCGACACGGACUUUUCCCCGGAGAUCUUUCCUCGCCAGGUUACCCUGAGGGAUCGUGUCACCGUCGCGACCCUGGUGCCCAUCUCGCCAUGUGACGACAUCCCCCGGUCCCUGCUGGCCUACCUAUCCGACCAACUGAACAAGGAAAUCGAGAAAGGCGACACCUAUGCCAUGAUCGAUGCCAUCCCCUUGAGUCAGUUCCAAUCCUAUUGGUUCUCCAACUUCGGUGCCAUCAUGCUGCUGGGCGACUUCAAGAGCGUCCUGGACAUCCAGGCCAUGGAUCGAGCCGGCGCCAAUUGGACCAAGAUCUGCCUGGGGAGUUUCAACGUGAGACCCAAUUACCCCGGCCGCAGUAGUCAUGUAUGCAAUGGCAUGUUCCUGGUGACCGAUGCGGCCCGAAAUCGAGGUGUGGGUAGAUUGAUGGGUGAAGGGUAUUUGGACUGGGCCCCGAGAUUGGGUUAUACGUACGCGGUCUUCAACCUGGUCUACGAGAGCAACGUUGCUUCUUGUCGUAUCUGGGAUGCUCUAGGGUUCAAGAGAAUCGGCAAAGUUCCGGGAGGAGGCCGACUUCUAUCAAAUCCGGGGCAAUAUGUCGACGCGAUCAUCUACGGGCGGGAUCUUGGUCCCGAGGGAGAAGAUUCCGUCACGCAAGAUCGCUUCGACAAGAUCCGAUAUUAUUUGAAACACUCUAAAUACCCCAGAGGAGCUGAUCGCGCCGAGAAGAGUCGGCUGCGGAGUGCAGCAACGCAUUACAAGCUGAUCGGAGGCAAUGAUGGGGAUAACGAGAAAUUGAUGUUGAAAGACAAGGAGGUGGUGUCAGACCCUCAGCAGCAAUAUGAAAUCGCGCGAGAUAUGCACGUUCAGCAGCAUGCGGGAAUCAACAAGACCACUGCGGCCAUCGCCGUGAAAUAUCAUUGGGUCAGGAUCAAGGAAACCGUCAGUCGAGUCAUCAGAGAUUGUCCCCAGUGCAAGGAGACGCUCAAGUCACCUUUGGCCAACGGCCUUUUCCGGACGGAAGACCAACUGGACAAUGAUGAUCAGCCCGGCACUCACGAGAGUGACAUGAGCAACGACAACGACAUGGAUCAAGAGGGCCUGAGCCACGACAUCGAGCACGACAUCAACCAUGACAUCAGUCAUGACUUAAACCACGAGAUAAGCCAUAGUAUGAAUCAUGACUUGAGCCAUGAGAGUGACAUGAACCACGCCGGCGAUCUGAACCAUGACGCCGACCUGAAUCUGGCGUCCAGCGCAGCCAUGAGCACCAAUCCGCUAUUGGACCAUAGCUCGCUGGACGUUCACCAGGGUCACAAUUCAUUAUUCACCCCCCAUCCGUCCGUCGUGCAAGGGUCUUUGGAUGCCAUCGGCGACUACACGACCAUACCUCUGGACCCUCAAAUCAUUGACAUUCAUCAUCAACUCCCUCGAUUCCAGCCCCACGAUGCCAUGGCCGACCCAUAUGCACAUGAUACUCAUGGAUUGUCAAGUACAAACUUCGACGACGACGUACGACAUCAUGCAGCCCAUGAUUACCAUAUGAUGGUAGAUGAUACAACGGACCCGGGAGGGACGCUGCAUCAGGACGCGCUGGGGCUGGUGCAUUCGCAAGCCAGCGACGUACAUCACGAGCAAAUACUAGCCAAAUAUCAAUAUGUCGGACCGACAGAUGAUGAUUUGGACUUUACAUAG
Messenger RNA from Aspergillus affinis, 1731 nucleotides. Its product is annotated as putative histone acetyltransferase Spt10. Lineage: Eukaryota; Fungi; Ascomycota; Eurotiomycetes; Eurotiales; Aspergillaceae. The record is from RefSeq and is a predicted model, not a curated record. The coding region runs from base 1 to 1731 and encodes 576 amino acids. Gene Ontology annotation, molecular function: acyltransferase activity, transferring groups other than amino-acyl groups. The transcript is spliced from 2 exons.